AUGCAACAAUCAGCAAACUCCCAGAGUCCCCACAACCAACCAACAUUUUCACCUACCCUUCCCUUCAAUAAAACACUACUCGGGGACGAAAUCCUCCAAAACCUCUAUGUCCACCCUACACAAUACCACAACAAUACCCACCUCGCCAACCCAACGAUCCAACAAGCACCACAUUCCCUCCUGCAGUCUAUAUAUACCCAUCAGCGAGCGCUGUCAAUCUGUUGA
This is a messenger RNA of Brugia pahangi, 225 nucleotides long. The record is from the annotation of a GenBank genome assembly. NCBI's taxonomy places the organism in Eukaryota, Metazoa, Nematoda, Chromadorea, Rhabditida, Onchocercidae.